AGCAUAAGUACUGGAUAAUUAUUUGCUAACGAUAUUUCUCAUGAAUGCCUAUAUUUCUUAAUAGGUUGAAAUAUGCGGUACAUUCAUGAAAAGUUGGUGAUAACGAAAUUAAUGAUACGAAGCUUAUCACCAGACUCGUUGCGUGCAUGUGAGCCAGCUUCAACUAUAUACUUCUCGAAAAAAACACUGGUUUAAAUAAAUAUGAACCAGGUGUAUAAGCAUAGAAUUCUUGAAACGAUAUUAUAAAAGUAAAUUUUCUUAUAUUUAUAAUUAAUCAAAAUUCUGUCUGAUGAACGACUUGCAUGUCUACACGCGGCGGCCCUGCUUAUCGCCAAAAAGAAGAAUGCAUGCUACUUAUUUUUAUGUCCUGCUAACAAGAUGGUAUAAAUAAUGUGUAUCGUCAAAAGUCAAUUAAUAAUCAUUUAUUUUUCAUUUAAAUGUAAGAAACUUAUAAGAUUAAAUACUUAAAAAUAUAUAAAACAUAAGAAAUAUUUGUUCUAACGUGAAGGAACGGUGGAAUUGUGAAACAAAAAUCUAGGAACACGGAACAGGUGCAGGAACAUGUAUCCGGUCCGUGUGAUUUUCCCCGUGCCCUCUCACCUUAAUCUCACGUCUGUCAAACGAUCGUGAAUUUUCGGAAGAUGUGAGGCUUCGGAAAGUGGGCACGCCAAGAAAAUCGCGUCACGACAUUCGCAUGAUGCCCUCACGUUCGAAAUACAUUACGGCCGCCGAUGCUUCGAUUUAUUUGCGGUAACAACGAGGAAGCAUUUGACGAAAAAGGGAGCGAAGUGAUCUUGGACGGUGCGCACAGCAAUGGCCACGACAGAAGGAGUCACGAUAGAGGAGCUCAGGGCCGAGAUCGAGAGGCUAUCUCGAGAAUUAGAUUUAGCUUCCACAGAAAAAAUACAAUCUGCUCAAUACGGUCUCGCUUUACUCGAAGAGAAGUCCACCUUGCAACAAAGAUGCAACGAUCUCGAGGCCCUCUACGAAAACACAAAACACGAGCUGGAAAUCACCCAAGAGGCUUUAGCAAAGUUCCAAACGACCACAAAAUUGACUACAAAAAGUGGCAUAGAACAAGAAGAGAGUCUCCUUAACGAAAGUGCUGCAAGAGAAACAUCUCUUCAGACACAAAUCAUUGAAUUGGAAAAUGAAACCAAGCAAUUGCGCCAUGAGCUGGAACGUGUACAAGCAGAACGUGAUCAUGCGUUGCAAGAAAGAGAGGAAGUUGGGAAAGAUCACCAACAAGCGGAAACAGAAAGGAAAUCUUUACGUACUAUGUUACGUGAAUGCAGAUUUCGAGAAGCUAGGCUUCUCCAGGACUAUUCGGAAUUGGAAGAUGAGAAUAUUUCAUUACAGAAACAGGUAUCUGGUUUGAGGUCCAGCCAAGUAGAAUUUGAAGGUGCCAAACACGAAAUAAGGAGAUUAACGGAGGAAGUAGAACUUUUAAAUAGUCAAGUUGAAGAGUUAACAAAUUUAAAAAAAAUUGCUGAGAAGCAAAUGGAAGAAGCACUUGAAUCUUUGCAAGCUGAACGUGAAGCGAAAUACGCAUUGAAAAAGGAGCUGGAUCAAAGAAUUAAUAGUGAAUCAAUUUAUAAUCUUAGUAACCUUGCUCUUUCUAUUAGAGGAAUUACAGAAGAUCAAACAAUAUGUAGUGAUGGAGAAGAUGAUUCUCCUGCAUUACGUAGAAUUGAAGCAGAUCUGAAGACUCAAGAACCAGGUACCUCUGCCACUGACAAACAAGUGGAUUUGUUCUCUGAGAUUCAUUUGAAUGAAUUGAAGAAAUUAGAAAAACAGUUAGAACUAGCAGAAUCUGAGAAGGCUCAUCUUACACAAAAUUUGAGGGAAUCACAGUAUGCAGUUGAAAAAAGUCAGAAUGAAGUACAAUCGUUUGUUGCGCGUAUAGUGCAACUGGCAGCUCAUGUACAAUCGUUACAUCAUCUUCAUUCUAAAUUGCCCGAAAAGCAAACCGAAGAAACGACGUUAGAUAAGUUGAAUCAGGCAAUUAUGCAAUACCACCAAUGGAGUACUAUGUCCGCGAGGGAAGUUAAUCAACUUCAAAAGGAUUUAGCUGAAUUAGAGAAUGGUUUAACUAUAUCUGACUCGACCCAACAAUUACGAACAGAAUUAACAAAUCUUAGAAACAAGCUUUUAGAUACAGAACAAAGAAGCAUGCAACUUGAAUCUGAUAUUGCUACCCUUUCGAAACUCGCAGUAGAAGCCGGUGGUUUCCUUGAUUCUGCACAAAAUGACUUGCAAAAUCUUUCUGACGAGCUUGCACAACUUUACCACCACGUGUGUACGGUUAAUGGACAAAUUCCAUCACGAGUGGUCCUGGAUCACGAAAAGAUUCCCGAAAAGGAAGAAGAAAAUGGAAAGAUCGAGUGGUGUAGGACAUUGUUCAAGACCGACAUUCAGAUAAAAGAUUUGGAGAGCCUUAGCAAAUCGAAAGAAGUUGCGAAACACAUAGAAACCGCAAUGGAUCAAAUAAAGCAUCUUAGAAGUGCUGUAGAACACACGAUCGAACUUUCAAAGGGUUCAGGAAUGCAAUCGAACGUAUGCAACGUUUGCGAAGGAUCAGUCAAUGAGAAUAAGGCAGAGGUAGCUGAUUUACAAGAACAAGUAAUUAGAUUGAAAGCUUUGUUAUCAGCUAAACGCGAACAAAUAGCAACGUUGAGAACAGUAUUGAAGUCAAAUAAGAACACAGCUGAAGUAGCGCUUACAAAUCUAAAGAGCAAGUAUGAAAACGAAAAGAGUAUCGUUAACGAGACCAUGUUGAAAUUGAGAAAUGAGCUUAGAAUGUUGAAAGAGAACGCUGCAACAUUUUCAAGUUUACGUGCGAUGUUUGCCGCACGUUGCGAGGAAUAUGUAACGCAGGUCGACGAGUUACAACGCCAGCUAGCCGCGGCUGAAGACGAUAGGAAAACUCUGAACCAACUUCUUCGACUCGCUGUGCAACAGAAGCUUGGUUUGACCAUGAAGUUGGAGGAAUUAGAGGUCGAUCGGGAGUUACGGAAUACUCGAAGACACGCAGCUAGUGCAAACGGACGAGGUAGAAUGCGAUUGUCGCAACAGACGAACCGUCCUCACUUAGGCAGAGAUUUCUUCUAGAAAAUGGUGAAGAUGUGGAGCAAGUUAUUCUGAGACAAACGAGGAUCUUGAACUUUUCAAUUUUUUACUGCUCAUCGUCGAAUCAUGUGGACACAGAAAACGCUUUCUUUAAGAUUACUUUUAACUACAUGAAAUCAUUUAGCGUUACACGUUUCUUUAUCUGAUCAUUCAUAAACGUAGAGUAGAAACUGUACAGAAACACGUUCUUGUAAUACGUAGCGAAAAUAUUUUUACAAAAAUUCGUACAGACGUAGAUCGUUUGCUAGGAAACAUUUUUCAUGCUGUGAAGGGCACCGAUUUUUUUAAAAGACGUGGAGCAGGUCGUUUGGAAAGCUUUGAAAUGUUCAUAUUUUCUUGUAUUCGUAUUGCUCCAUAUCGUAGAGUUUUUAGAAAGCUCUGCCUUCUGUUACCAAUAUUGUUAGUAGAGAUGUUUGACGAGCACAGAAUGCAUUUCUGUUGCAAGAUUUUUUUGGUGAAACAUUCUGUGCUUGGAAAUUCAUUCGCAGAGAAUUACCGUGGUAGUUCCUGCGAAUGGGACGCUUAUCAAUGUUUAAUGAAUUGAUUUUUAACCAAUUACCCUUUCUUUUUUAAGAAAGAUAUGUUAAUUGUAUAUGUGUUUCUACGUUUUAGAAAUUUUUAUUCUUUCGUAGUUAGGUUUUACAUAUUUGAGUAUGAUAUUGUGUAUCAUCGUAACCACGCAGUAACUAAAUCCGUACGGAUGGUUCAUAUGGUUGUAGUAACUAUGAAGCAGAUACAAAUUUUUUGUAUUAACGGGGAUGCAUGAUAAAAUGAACGUACAUUGUUUUUAGGUAGACAAACGAAAGGAAAAAAUGACGAGUUUGCAUUGCAUACCAUAGAGACAAUAUUAAUUGUGCGCGACUGUAGCGUUUAUAAUCAAAGUAGAACGAGUAGACGUAUAGCGUUGAAAGAUACAGAAUAGCAGAAUAACAGAAUUAGGGACCCAUCUCUAAGUAGCUCCUCUAACGGAUUGUUUUUUAACCAAGAAACCAUCUACACGUAUUCCAUUUUUAAAGUUAUUUUUAAAGUAUUUAACGAAUGGCAUUUUAACUUGUUUUGGUAGUAGGUUGUAACAGUACUAUACGAAUUAAUUAUUCCUGAACUGGAGAGAAUCUUUUAUAGUGUUCAAUCAUGAAACUUGGCCUAAAUAGGCUUUAAUUCAAUUCUAUUGAAUUUGGCAGCUUUUAUUAUUGUUUAUAACUAUUAGCAGUAUAUAAUUGAUUUAUUUAGUAUUUUUUAAUCGUUGUUAAUUUAUAUCUAAUUUAUGACAGUUUUUCAGUCCAGCAGCUAUUGAUAUUGAUUUUGAUGCAUAAUAUUCAUAGAUCUCUUUUUCGAUGCAACCAAUGAAAAAAGCAGACGCAUCAACAAAUAUAAUCGGAGAUAGCUGUAUAAUGUCCAUUAAUAUACAUGCUCCUUUCUCUGUUACAUUUAAUACUCCUGCUGAUUUUGUAUAUUUGUUAACACGAAACUGCGCCGUAGCUUUCAGUAUAUCUAUUUCUUCAUUUCAUUCUGCGCAAGGCAGAAUGCGUUACGAAUGCAAGUAAAAAAACUACGAGAGCAAAGUGGUAAAAUAUUGUUUAUUUAUCAUGUUUCUGUUUGCAUUUACGAACAGUCUUAGGUGUAUCUGAUAUCUCUGCGAUUGAUCAAUAUGUAAUUUGAUUAACGUGAUUUCUGAUCAAUCGUUUGCGCAAGAGAGCGUGGUUGUGUGUGCAUUUUAGUGGAGUUUCUAGCAUAAUGUGCAUGGUACGUUGUGCAGGAUACUUGAGCGCAAUAUUGAUGCAAUUUUACACGUGUCACAGUUUUCUAUAAUCAAGAUAAUUUAUAAUUUUUGAGACUUAUUAUUAUACAACGUUUAUUGGAACACGUAAUAUUUAUUGCAAUAUAAUUCACGUUGAAACGAAUUUACGCUUUUAUUAUAAUAAUAUUUAUUUGAAUGUCGUGAAAUUUUUAUACUGUGCUAUCCUGCACGUGUGCGUAACACGUACGUUUAUCGUGAACCAUCUUUAAUCAAAUUUGUUAUUAGCUAUUAGUAUUAUUAACUUGAUUACUUUUAUUAUCAUUAUUAUUAUUAUUAACAAUAUUACAAUUAUAUAUAUAUAUAUAUAGAUAUGAAUUAUUGCGAUAUUGCUGUCAGCUUCGUCGCGGAAUCCAGAUGAGUACCUAAAGAGAAUUUAUCGAUCGUUCAUUGACUAUCAAUCGAUUGAUUAGUUGUCACUAUAAUUAUAUUUAUACCGUAUAGUUAUUGUAUUGCCUGUGUCUAUGAUUUUCAUCAGGAACGGAAAUUCUUAUUUAUGUUGUCUCAAUUAACAGUAUCUAACAAUCAACGGAAUAAAAUUUCAAUCUUA
Messenger RNA from Megachile rotundata (alfalfa leafcutting bee), 5474 nucleotides. RefSeq names its product Microtubule-associated protein Bicaudal D (gene BicD). Gene Ontology annotation, biological process: protein localization to organelle; regulation of microtubule cytoskeleton organization; microtubule anchoring at microtubule organizing center. Gene Ontology annotation, molecular function: dynactin binding; dynein complex binding; cytoskeletal adaptor activity. NCBI's taxonomy places the organism in Eukaryota, Metazoa, Arthropoda, Insecta, Hymenoptera, Megachilidae. The record is from RefSeq and is a predicted model, not a curated record. Gene Ontology annotation, cellular component: cytosol; Golgi apparatus.